Cajanus cajan (pigeon pea) is the source of this 1238-nucleotide messenger RNA. Its product is annotated as oxidoreductase, zinc-binding dehydrogenase family protein. Lineage: Eukaryota; Viridiplantae; Streptophyta; Magnoliopsida; Fabales; Fabaceae. Gene Ontology annotation, molecular function: NADPH binding; oxidoreductase activity, acting on NAD(P)H. The record is from RefSeq and is a predicted model, not a curated record.
AAAAGGAGGUGGUUGUCUGAAUCGGAAGCGAAGUGAAGAGCGGAAAUGAAGGCCAUUGUGAUAAGCAGUCCGGGGGGUCCCGAAGUGCUGCAGCUUCGAGAAGUUGAAGAUCCCCAACUCCGAGACGACGAGGUUCUCAUCCAAGUCCACGCCACAGCCCUUAACAGAGCCGACACCUUUCAGAGGAAAGGCUCCUAUUCUCCCCCUAAGGGCGCCAGCCCUUACCUAGGUCUCGAAUGUUCUGGAACUGUCCUAUCUGUUGGUCUUCAUGUUUCCAGAUGGAAAAUCGGCGAUCAGGUCUGUGCUCUUCUCGCCGGAGGAGGAUAUGCCCAGAAAGUUGCCGUUCCCGCCGUCCAACUACUUCCUCUUCCUCCCGGUCUUUCCCUCACCGAUGCUGCUACUUUUCCUGAGGUCGCCUGUACUGUAUGGUCUACUGUUUUCAUGACCAGUCGCUUAUCUCAAGGGGAAUCUUUCUUGAUUCAUGGAGGUUCCAGUGGAAUCGGUACAUUUGCAAUUCAGAUAGCCAAGUAUCGAGGAGCUCGAGUGUUUGUGACUGCAGGAAGUGAGGAGAAGCUGGCUUUUUGCAAGAGUAUCGGGGCUGAUGUGUGCAUCAAUUACAAAACACAAGACUUUGUUGAGAGGGUAAAGGAAGAAACGGGUGGUCAAGGUGUUGAUGUUAUUCUUGAUUGUAUGGGAGCUUCCUACUAUCAAAGAAAUCUUGAUAGCUUGAAUUUUGAUGGAAGGCUUUUUAUUAUUGGCUUUCAAGGUGGGGUUACUACACAAGUAGAUCUCCGCCCUUUACUUGCCAAGCGCCUUACAGUACAAGGGGCUGCCCUACGUAGUAGAAGUGUUGAAAAUAAAGCCGUGAUUGUUAGUGAAGUGGAAAAGAAUGUUUGGCCUGCAAUUGCCGAAGGAAAGGUUAAGCCUGUGAUCUAUAAAUCUUUCCCUCUUUCCGAGGCAGCGGAGGCUCACCGGCUUAUGGAAAGCAGCCAGCAUAUUGGAAAGAUAUUGCUUGUGCCAUGAACAUUGUGAUAAAUACUGAAGUUCGUGACAUACAUUUGGAUCCUAUGUGUUUGGACAUCUUUGUUUAUUACGAUCUCAGGUUUGUAAUAAGGUUGCGUGCGGUUUAAAAUUACAGCUAAGGAAUUGAUAUGGCAUGCAACAAUCAUAUCGUAUGUGGCAAAUUGGCAAUUGAUAUGACAAGAAGUGAAUUGUUGAAAGAAACUCUUUUUCGAUCU